AUGGGGAAUAAAAGCUGGCCCCGCCAGCGAAGCCCACAUCCUGUGAAUGAAUAUAACAAAAAACAUGCAGCUGGUGAGCUGCGCUUAGCUCAGGACUUAGAGGUUUGUUUGCCAACCUUGCUUCAGGUGGUCAUCAGGCCAGGCUUCACAGGCGGCACAUCACUUUUCGGGAAGCUCACGGGCAGAUCGGCUUUCACUCUUGGGCAGACAAAAGCACCAGGUUCUAAUUUCAGUUUUAAUCAACAGAGCUUGCUACAACAGGGAAAGAAGCCUCUAUCAUCAGUUGUUCCCCCAUCAGGCCAAUUGCUACAGAUAGAUAUUGACAUGGAUUUCAGAGAGUGGGGCUUCACUGUGAACAUUGACUCAACGGGUGUUCCGAUGGUGACAUCAUCUGCGAUACCAACACUCACAACAGGGGAUCUGUUAAUUGAGAUCAAUGGAAUAAGUAUGCUGGAUUGCUCUAUCGAAGAGCUGGAGCAGGCAUUUGGUGAAGUGAGCACUGCCCAAAUUCUGGUCUUGCGGAGUAGGGGAAAAGAGUGCACCCAGUCAAUGGAAGAGGCCUGUUCUUUGGAAAAUGCUCUUACAGAGCUGACAAACCUGCAAUCAGAGUUCAUAGCUGCCACUGUGGAGCUGUCAGCCCUCAGGAAUGAGAAGGGUGUGAUGUGGGCUGAGAUCGAAAAACUUCGAGCAAGAGAAUCCCUCCUCCUGCAGGAGAAUAAACGGGUUCUUCAAUCAGCUGACUCUCUCAAACAGCUGCUGGAGAGAUCAGAAUACCGAUGGAUGUUCUUGAAAGAACAGCUGGAGACAAUGAAAGGAGCAUUUCAACUGGAGAAAAGAAAGCUUGAUACAGUAGAGGCAAAGCUGAAAGAAGAAAUAGAUACCCUGAAAUCAAAAUCCUGCCAGGAUGACAAGAAAAUCAAAGAUCUAGCAACAGCACUUAAGGAAAAGAAUGCUAAAUCGGAGCAGAUGAAAAUUACACAGAGGCAUAAAUACCAGGUGGACAUAACUGAGAGAAACUGGCUGCCAGAACAGCUGGAGGAGUUACAGAUGUUUGGGAAGCAGUGCCAGCAUCUUCAGCAUUCUCACAAUCAGGCACAGCAUCCAGACCAGGAGUGGACAUACCCACAAGGACAGUUCAACACCAUGAAGAUCCAGUUUACAGCACAAAUGAUGAUUGGCCCUGCCCACAAGCUGAAUGGUUCAGGAUUCAGGCACAUCAUCCAGAUCAAAAGCUUCAUUGUCUGCAGGGCCAAUGGCUGA
This is a messenger RNA of Carcharodon carcharias (great white shark), 1260 nucleotides long. RefSeq names its product kinectin-like. The record is from RefSeq and is a predicted model, not a curated record. The coding region runs from base 1 to 1260 and encodes 419 amino acids. The transcript is spliced from 8 exons. Lineage: Eukaryota; Metazoa; Chordata; Chondrichthyes; Lamniformes; Lamnidae. Gene Ontology annotation, molecular function: protein binding.